AUGAAUAGCUUAAGAAGUUAAUAAAGAAUAUACGAGUGUCCACUUCUAAGUUACAAAGAAUUUAGUCCCAGACUCAAGGGGCCCUUUUAUUAUCAAAGCUUGCAUAGUGAAUCAAAAAAGUUACUCUCGCCGUUUGGGAGUUAAACAAAAAGCACGGAUCAAAAAUUUGCUAUUCAUCUCAAACCCAUUUUGAUCCCAGAUUUAAUGGGUAGGAGUUAAAUUCAAUGUUUGAAAAUAAGAUGUCCACUUAUUCAGAGGAGUCUUAGAUCUUAAAGUUCAAACGAAUAAGUAUAUGGAUAAUAUGGGAGCAAGUGGAAAAGAUUGAUUUCAUAAGGGAAGUUUAGUGUGAAACAAAUUCGACAUUAAAAAAUAAUUUAUAGAUUCAAGAUAUAUGUAAGAGCAGUUUAACUAAUGUUAACAUAUUUUAAAUUUAAAAGGGCUAGAUAAUCCAAUAUGAAAAGUAGCAAAAGAUUAUCAAAGGCCAGAAUCUCUAUUGUUAAUAUAAGAAAAUAAUCUGGUCAGUCAACUUUAAUCCCCCUUAUUUAGUAAUAUCAAGCAGAACUGUUAUAAAUGCAAAAUCAAAUAUUGAAUGUAUCUAGUUCAGAUGUACAUAGUCCACAAUCUCUGUGCUUAAAACGAAAAUAAAAAACACUUUCUUAAAUAAGUUUCGAUCAUUUUCUUAAAAGACCCAUCUAGCAAUUUAUAAAAAACAAGAAUCUUUCUUCAAUUUCAGAUCAUAAAUCAACCUAACCUACUAAAAGAACUUGUAAGACUGAAUAAAGUCACAAAAGAUUUGCAAGUAUUAGAUAAUUGCAUCGCAAACUUCAGAUGAGUUAGGCUUAUUCAGCUUAAUAAUGA
This is a messenger RNA of Paramecium octaurelia, 858 nucleotides long. The record is from the annotation of a GenBank genome assembly. NCBI's taxonomy places the organism in Eukaryota, Ciliophora, Oligohymenophorea, Peniculida, Parameciidae.